AGUCCAUCCCUAAUCUUUAAGCUUGUUGGCUCUUCUCCUUCCUCUCCACUUUUCUGGAAAAAAAAAUUGAGCUCACCCCAAACUUUAAAGGUUAAAAUCAGUCCAAAUUCUUCAUUAUUUACAGCUUAUUGAAGCCAAAUUCAAGAGCCCCAGAAGCACAAAAUCCAUUAUACUUCACCCACUGCCAAAUUCAGGAAAGGAAAAAAAAUGGCUUGUAGAGUUCAACAUUCAAUUCAGAGCAGUUUUUUGUUCUUAUAUUCAACCCCUUUUCGAAAUUCUUUGAACCCAAGAAGUUCUUUUUUCAAGAAUCGAAUUAGUUUUGGCAAAAAAAUGUUUUUUUCAUCUUCUUCAAGAACUGCCCUUUACUGCACUUGCAGCAGCAGCAGCAGUAGUGGUGAUAAAGAUAGUUUUUUUCCAAAUGGGGUUGGGGGUGAUGAUGCAUUUGUACUCACAACUCCACUUUAUUACGUUAAUGCUCCUCCUCAUAUGGGAAGUGCUUACACCACCAUUGCUGCUGAUGCCAUUGCUCGUUUUCAGAGGCUACUUGAGAAGAAAGUUAUAUUCAUCACCGGCACAGAUGAACAUGGAGAGAAGAUUGCUACUGCAGCUGCAGCUAAUGGUUCUAGCCCAAGUGAACACUGUGACGUUGUAUCACAAGCUUAUAAAGCUCUCUGGAAAGAUUUAGACAUAAGUUAUGACAAGUUUAUCAGAACAACUGAUCCAAAGCAUGAAGCUGUUGUGAAGGAAUUUUACUCUCGGGUUCUUGCCAAUGGUGACAUAUACAGGGCUGAUUAUGAGGGACUUUAUUGUGUCAAUUGUGAGGAGUACAAGGACGAGAAGGAUCUGCUGGAUGAUAACUGUUGUCCUACGCACUUAAAGCCAUGUGUGAGAAGAAAAGAAGAUAAUUACUUCUUUGCCUUGUCGAAGUAUCAACAACAGUUGGAAGAAGUUUUAAAGCAAAACCCUGGUUUCGUGCAGCCCUCUUAUCGUCUAAAUGAGGUUCAAGGUUGGAUUAAGAAUGGCCUGAAAGAUUUCUCCAUUUCUCGAGCAUCCGUAGAUUGGGGUAUUGCUGUUCCUGAUGAUUCGGAGCAGACUAUAUAUGUCUGGUUUGACGCGUUGUUGGGUUAUGUAUCUGCACUUCUGGAGGAUAGCGAACUAGCCAGUUUAGAAACUGCAAUUUCUUCUGGAUGGCCUGCCUCACUCCACUUAAUUGGCAAGGAUAUAUUGCGAUUUCACGCUGUUUAUUGGCCAGCGAUGUUAAUGUCAGCAGGAAUUGGCCUCCCUAAGAUGGUAUUUGGCCAUGGAUUCUUGACCAAGGAUGGUAUGAAGAUGGGCAAGUCACUAGGAAAUACACUCGAGCCAACAGACUUGGUUCAGAGGUUUGGACCUGAUGCAGUCAGGUACUUUUUCCUCAGGGAGGUAGAAUUUGGUAAUGACGGAGACUACUCAGAGGAGCGGUUCAUCAGAAUGAUAAAUGCAAAUUUAGCUAAUACAAUUGGUAACCUUCUAAAUCGCACACUUGGACUUCUGAAAAAGAACUGCCAAUCAACUCUGGCGGUUGAUUCAGAUGUUGCGGCAGAAGGAAACAAAUUCAAGGCUGCAGUGGAGAAACUGGUAGAGAAGGCACGCAUGCACUAUCAAAAUUUGGAAUUAUCAGCAGCUUGUGAGACUGUGUUGGAGAUUGGUAAUGCUGGAAAUUUAUACAUUGAUGGACAAGCACCAUGGACUCUUUUCAAGCAAGGCGGCGCAGCCUUUGAAACUGCAGCAAAGGAUCUCGUAAUUGUAUUGGAAGCAAUGAGAAUCAUAUCAAUCGCGCUAUCACCAAUUACACCAGGCUUGAGCUUGAAAAUAUAUUCCCAACUUGGCUACACCGAGGAACAAUUCAACGCUGUUAGCUGGAGUGAUACCAAAUGGGGCGGGCUGAAAGCUGGUCAAGUAAUGGCGCAGGCAACGCCAAUCUUUGCCAGAAUAGAAGAUGGAACUGAAGCUGAGACCAAAAGUGCAGCAACAAAGAAAGUUAAGAAGGAGAAGACACCUCAAAGUAAGAGUCCUGUUGAAGCUUAGAACUUUUUUCAUGCUAAUCUUAAACAUCAUUUUUUUCUCUUCCUUGACAUUUAGAAGGUCGAUUCUUACAACCAAUAAGUAUCUAUCGAUAUUGCUUUGCAUAAAUUUUGUUUUAACCAACUGUGUUAUUAGUUAUAACUUAGAGCUGGAUUGUCCCUA
Messenger RNA from Solanum dulcamara, 2223 nucleotides. Its product is annotated as methionine--tRNA ligase, chloroplastic/mitochondrial. The coding region runs from base 208 to 2064 and encodes 618 amino acids. The record is from RefSeq and is a predicted model, not a curated record. Gene Ontology annotation, biological process: methionyl-tRNA aminoacylation. The transcript is spliced from 12 exons. Gene Ontology annotation, molecular function: ATP binding; methionine-tRNA ligase activity. Lineage: Eukaryota; Viridiplantae; Streptophyta; Magnoliopsida; Solanales; Solanaceae. Gene Ontology annotation, cellular component: chloroplast stroma; mitochondrion.